AGGAGCCGCCCCCGGGAGGUGUGCCAGGCGGGACUGCCGGCACUGGAGGGGCGGGACCGCGGCUCAGAGCUCCGGAGGCUCGGCCGAGAAGCCCCGGCUACAGCAAUACCGCUUUUCUGAAGCCGCAAAACUGGAGAUGGAACUGGAGCUCUGCGGGGCCGAGGCCCCGGCCACUGGGCAGCGGCUCCUGCAAGCCGAGGCCCCGGCGGAGAACGAGCCGGAGGCGGUCUUCCUGCGGAGCGGCCGAACCGGGAACAUCCUGCGCUGGUUCACCACCGCGGUCCUGUGUGCCGCCUUCCUAGGGCUGGGAAUGAGUGUCGCCAUACUGGGACCCACAUUUCAAGAUUUGGCAACAAAUGUGAAUACCAAUAUCAGUGGUCUUUCUCUGAUUUUUGUGGGCCGUGCCUUUGGAUAUUUGACUGGUUCUGUGAUUGGUGGAUUUCUUUUUGACUGUAUGAAUCAUUUUUUAAUUUUGGGGACGUCAAUGUUGGCUACCACAGUUGGUCUUUAUCUUGUUCCUUUUUGCAAGAGAGCAGUACUACUGAUUGUCAUGAUGUCCGUCUUUGGUGCUUCAAUUGGCAUUCUGGAUACAGGUGGUAACGUCCUUAUCUUGGCUAUUUGGGGGGACGAAGGAGCCCCACAUAUGCAGGCCUUACACUUCAGUUUUGCUUUGGGUGCCUUUUUGGCUCCACUGUUGGCCAAACUGGCAUUAAGUACGACCGUGUCUGGCGAAAACCACACAGAGGCUGAUUUCAGUAACCAGUCUGCCCUCAGCCCAUCAUCUGAAGCUGACUCAGAGUCUAUAUUUGGAGUACCAGACGAUAUGAAAUUACUGUGGGCUUAUACAGUUAUCGGUACUUACAUGUUUGUAGUUUCUGUAUUUCUUUUUGGUCUGUUUUUAAAGAACAGUUCAAGACGUGAUAAAGAAAAAACAUCUGCUCGGACACUGCGGAGAGCAAAAUAUCACAGAGCCCUUCUUUGUCUCCUUUUUCUGUUCUUCUUUUUUUAUGUUGGAGCCGAGGUAACAUAUGGCUCUUAUAUUUUCUCAUUUGCAACCACCCAUGUUGGCAUGAAAGAAAGUGAAGCGGCUGGGUUGAACUCCAUCUUCUGGGGGACUUUCGCAGCCUGCAGGGGCCUGGCAAUCUUUUUUGCGACAUGCUUGCAACCUGGAACCAUGAUUGUGUCGAGCAACAUCAGCAGCCUGGUUUCAUCGUUAUUGCUGGUGCUUUUUAACAAGAACCCACUUUGUCUCUGGGUAGCAACUUCAGUGUAUGGGGCGUCCAUGGCGACAACAUUUCCCAGUGGUGUUUCUUGGAUUGAGCAGUACACGACCAUCCAAGGCAAAGCUGCCGCAUUUUUUGUGAUUGGUGCUGCCCUGGGCGAAAUGGCUAUUCCUGCAGUAAUUGGAAUUCUUCAAGGAAAAUACCCUGAUUUACCUGUAGUUCUGUAUACCUCUUUGGGGUCAGCAAUAGCCACUUUUAUUUUAUUCCCUGUGCUGUAUAAAUUAGCCACUGCACCUCUUAAACAUCAGCGAAAAGAAAGAAAGAAUGAGGACCAGAAAGCUUUGCUCUCUAGCUCUGGGCUGAAUGACUAUGAAGAAGAGAAUGACGAGGAAGAUGCAGAAAAUUGGAAUGAAAUGGACUUUGAAGUGAUCGAAAUGAAUGACACAGUGAGAAACUCUGUGAUAGAAACCUCUAGAAAUAUUUUGAUGGAGCCUACCUCUGAAGUCUGCAACCAGUCAUUCUCAAAUGCAUUACCGUUUGAGUCCUCUGCAGUUAGUGGUGGCAACUACCCUGUGAAGCAUUUGACAGAAACCAGGAAAAAAAGGACUAACGCGCUGGGAAGAAGAUGGAUUACUUAUUGACUUCCUUGAGUAUUGCCAUUUCUAAGGACGCCAGUCAGAGCAUUAGCAGAUUUUCUACAUGCUUUUGGGGUUCAAAAUUUCCAGGUCAGAUUAUAGCAAAUGUUAAAAAGUUUUGAAAUGUCCUGUAAUUUCCAGUAUCAUCCAUAAAGACCCAGGUGGUCUCAGACAGUAAUAUCUUGUUACGGGGCUAAUGUUUGGCAUGUGACUGAUUAGGUAACAUUUUAUGGACUUUACCCCUCAGAGCAUGCAAAGAAAGCGUUUGUUGUUGAGAAGUUGGGUACUUUUCUAAUAGAAUGGAAUAAUCUAAGAGUUGAAUUGAUUAGCUGAACAAAUUAUCAGGCAUCAGUAUUUUUCCAGGGAAGCUGAGGAUAGUAAUUUCAUAAAACAAUUCGAAAGUGGACAGAGGUUUGUAUUAAUUGCUUUAUCCAGUUUGUAAGGUUGACUAGACGAUGGUAACCACUCGUUUGAUUCUGAUUUCUGAACACAGAGCAGGGCCCAAGAGACCUGGCUUCAAGCUUUCUGACUGCACGAAGUCACUUAUUUAGGCCUCGUUUAUCUCAUCCCAUGUGCAACUCUGUGAUCCCCAAAGUGAAAAUGAAAUGAUUUCCAAAGUGGGCAUCCAAAGUUUUAAGGUUUGUCCAAGGUGUCUGCUAGAAAUUAAUGGUAAGUGCUACCUGUUCUUCAUUUCAGAUGAGAAGUGAAACAAAAAUGAUAAACAGCUUUAAGAGUGUGGUACUGAUUGUGAAUAUGUCUCAAUUUAAUAGACUUAAUGUUUAAUACUUUAUUUGAGUAAUUAUCUGAAGAAUACUUUUUUGAGUGCUUUAUUCCAUCUAUUCUAAGAUGUAUUUUUUUCACAUUUUUAAUAUCUCCGAAAUCAGGAUCUUACAGCCACUGGUCAUGUAAUAUUGUGACAAAGUUUAAUUGACAUUUUUUUUUCCUCAUAGAAGUACAUAAAAUAAUGGUGUGUUUUAUAAUCAGUGUCUUAGGGUCAGUGAAAUACAGUAAUUUGUUCAAUUACUGAGAUCAUACUAUUUUUACGGAUAUUUUUAUUUAAAAGAAAAGUUAUUUUUAUAUGCAGUUUUUUUUUCUCGAAUUAUGCUCAAAUGGGAUUUGGAGAUGCUGUGUUCUGAUUUUAGCAACUGCUUCAGAGUUACUACGUUAGUAGUAGGGCCGUGAAGGGGUCUCUCGAGGUCAUUUGCCUACUUCGGGUUCAGAGUUGGUGAACGGCCUUGCAGUUCGGGACUCGAUUCUCAUAAGCAUUGUAAACCAGGCUGCUGGUUUAAUUUCCAUUGAGGCUCAGGCUAUUCCAGUGAUCCCGAUACCUGUGUCGCCCAUCCACGUCUCCGCCUUUCUAAGUUUGAAAUACCUGGGAAACCUAAGCAAAGGCUAGAAGGUGCCUUGUUGGGCUAGGAAUCAGGGCUCAGAAAAGGUAUUUCAGAUGAGGAAUGGCAAACUAGUAUGGGAUAUCCUUUGAUAAAUGACUGAAAUUGACAGAUACUGUUUACCUCUCUCAAGUUUUAUGCUGGAUGACACCUAAUUUCUACCUGGUAGCACUAUAUAUGCUUUUUCUUUCUAAGUUCUAUAAAUUUGCCUUUGUUUUGUCUUAAGUGAAAAUGCAACACCUUUCUUGACCGCUGCCCAUUCACCUUAUGUAUCGGCCACAAUAUUCGUUCAUAUUAAUAACAACUUGCGAGGAGGAUGGUAGAGAAAUCAACAGUAAAAAAAGCCUUUUCCUCUUUUUUCGAAAUAUUGUAUCCUUAGGUGGAAAUCCUGUGGCGUAGUGGUUAAGUGCUAUGGCUGCUAACCAAGGCAUCGGCAGUUUGAAUCUACCAGGCGCUCCUUGGAAACUCUAUGGGGCAGUUCUACUCUGUCCUGUAGGGUUGCUAUGAGUCAGAAUUGACUCGACAGCGCUGGGUUUGGUUUUUUUGUACCCUUAGGUAGAACCAGGGCUUUGAACCAGUUCAUUCUGGUUCCACCCCCUCCUGAGAAUUUGCAAAUUCUCAGAACGGGGUGAGACCAGAAUGAACCAGUUUGAAGCCCUGGAUAGAACUAGAGAUUACUUUUGUUCUUCUUCUGCUUUUUCUCAGGUUGUUGGCAUUUAAGCAGAAUGAGCUAUUUGGCAGCUGGGAGGCUUGCUAGAACAGGGAUCCUUCCUGUAGUAUCUCCUUUUAGAGGAUGAAGGAUACAGCUCAGGGAGAGAAGAAUGGUAAUAACAUGAUAGAAGAUGGGGAAUCCACACCAGAAAAUCCAUUAGGUUUCCACAAACCAAAGUGUUAAUGGCCAUAUGAGAUUACAGGCUUCGUUAAAGUUUGAGAAUGUAUUUCCAUAUUGGAAGGAAAAGACAGUACAACUAAUUCCAUGAAUUAGUUGAUCAUUAGAAUUAUUCAUCCUGAUGGUCAGAUCUUGAGUAAAUGUCUGCUGAUACCCAAGUAACCGCCACCCAAGUUUUCUAUUGCUGUGAAACAAAUUACCAAAAAUUUAGUGAUUUAAAACCACACACAUUUAUUAUCUUAGUUCAGGAUUCUAGGCAUGGCUUAGCUGAUCCUCUGCCAAGGGUAUCACAAAGUAGCAUUCAAGGUGUCAGAUGGUCUUUCUUCCUUUCUUCAGCUCGGGGUCCCCUUCCAAGCUCAUGUGGUUGUUGGCAGUCUUCAGUUUCUUGUGCUUGGCCUGAGGUCUUGUUUUUUGCUGGUUGUCAGCCAGACAACACUGUCGGUUCCUAGUGGCUUCCCACAGUUCCUUGCUGUGUGGCCCUCUCAUGAAUCCUCUUACAGCAUGGCAGCUUACUUCCUCAAAGAAGAAUCUCUUGCUCUAGUCUGAUUAGCUGGAGUCUUAAAAAAAUGUAAGGUAAUAACGGGAAUGACACUCCAUUACCUUUGCCGUAUUCUACUGACAAGAAGCAAGUUACAGGGUACCCCCAAACUGAAGGGGAGAGGAUAGGACAGGGACAUGACUCAUUGUGUCUGCCACACUCAGGUAACCGAAAAUUUGGGUUCUCAAAAGGGCUAAAAACUUCAAGCCAGGGAAAAGAAAACUCCAGCAGUCACUAGAAGUGACUAUAGGGACAGCCCGUUGAGCGUACUAGGGUGCGGAUGGAAGGCUCCCCAUAAGCCAGGCCAGUCAAAGCCAAUCCAGGGGAAUCCUUGUGGGGUACUGGAUUAACUCAAUUAGCCUUUUUUUCCUUGACAUUUUAUUUCAUGCCCUUUACUGCUCUACUUUUAACUUGUUCAAAUGCAGCUUAAUAUCAGAGAAAUGGAGAAAUUUCAUUUUAUUUUCAGUGAAGUCCAGAGACACUUGGAGAGCAUUUUUCAGUUACAUCACUGUUUUUUAAAGAAGUAUCUCUAGCUGCUUGAAAAUCUUUUUUAAAAAUCAAUUUUUAAUAUAAAGGUAAUAAAGAUAUAAAGUUCAUGAUAGAAAAUUAGGGAGAUACAUAAAAACAUAAGGAAAAAGGAAAAAUAAUCCAUAAUACCAAACUCCUAGAAAAGUCAUUAAAUUUCUUCUAAACUUCAUUUCCUAAGUAAAGGGUUAUGGGGUGAAAAAAAAAUUUCUGUCUUCUAAAUCAAGUGUCAGAAACAACUUGAAUUUUGUGGCCAGAACAUAUUGACACUACAGUUGGUAGACUGGUUCUUAGUUCAAAGGAUUGCAGUUUACUUAAAAAAACCCAAAACAUAAUUGGGACAUGACCAGUGUGAAGACACACUCCUGAAACAGAGUAUGCAACCCAGAUCACAUGUAGAGUGCUUUGGGUGUAGAUAGAUACUUUGAACAACCAGGGUCCCUGCAGCCAGAACUUUUGGUUUACCGUAGUGAUGUAUCACUCAACCCUGCCAUUUAGAAGUUAUUACGAAAUAGGGCUUAACAUUCUUGAUGGAAGUAGAUUUAUUCUUCUGGGUAGCCCUGUAUCUGCAUUUGUUAAGGGCACUUGUUUUGCUCAUAGUGUCUGUGCGUGUGCGCACAUGUAUGUAUAUUUUGCAUAUUUGGACCCACAGAUAUUUAGGAGUCGGAAUCAACGGGCAUUAGGUUUUUUACAUAUGUUUGGGAUUUUUCUACACUGUGCUGUUGGAGGUAGUAGGGAAAAGAUACAGAAAAGACGAAGAUAAAGUUAAUUGUUUAAAAUGCCUAUUUUUAAAUUGAAAUUUUUAUUGAGAUUAUUGUAGACUCACAUGCAGUUGUACAUACUGUUUUUAAGUCCGCUGAGCUGUGCUUGCAUGGGUAGAAGGACAGAGACCUAGACCAGUGCUUGUCAAACUUCCAUGUGCAUAAGAAUUGCCUCUGAAUACACAGAUUCUGAUUCAGUAGGACUGGGGUGGGGACUGAGGUUAUGCAUUUCUGACAAGCUUCUGAGGGACUCCCAGCUGCUCUGUGGGAGAAAGAUAAUGGCAUUCUGCUUCCCUAAAGAUUACAGCCAUGGAAACCCUAUGGGGCAGUUCUGUUCUGUCCUGUAGGGUCACUGUGAGUUGGAAUAGACUUGACAGCAAACAACAAGCUUCUAGGUGAUGGGAUGCUGCUUGUUUAUGGACCACACUUUGAGUAGUAAGGUCCACUUUUAGGGAGUAUAGGAUUCUUCACUAUUUCGGGGAAUUUUAAAAAUUUUUGUUUAAGGUUUUCUAAUUUUGAACCUAAAUCUCUCUGAGAGCCUGUAGUCUCCGUGUCCCCCCUCCCCUCACACACACACACUCCAGGACUAUUCUCAAUCUGAGUUCUCUCCAUUUAGAAGGAAUGUUUGUCACACUGGUCGUUGUGGUUUACUCCACAUGUGUGUUGAGUGCCUCCCAUUUGGCAGUCUCUGCGGGAGUGCCGAGGGUACACUGGUGGAAAAUCACAGGGCUCUUGCCCCGUGGCGCUUGCCCUCUAGUGCAGCACUGUACGAUAGAACUUUCUGUGAUGCUGGAAAUGUUCUAUAUCUGCACUGCCCAGUAGCCACUAGCCACCUUUGGCUUAUUGAGGACUUGAAAUAUGGCUACAACAUAAGAAUUGAAUUUUUUAUUUAAUUUAAAUAUAAACAGAUAUCCACAUAACUAGUGGCUGCCACAUUGGGCAGCACAGGUCUGGUGAAAGAAACAAGGCAUUCAACAGUCAUAGAAGAUGUUUCCAGGAAAAAUUUAUUUCCUCUUUGUACUUGAUAUUAACAUGUAUCUGGGGUCAGAAAGGUUGUAAUAGAGAUCUUGUCAGAUAGCAUAAUUUAAAUUAUCAUGGCUGUUAAGCAAGGCCUGCUUUUAAUGGGUCAUGAUGGUAGACAGUCUAGCUUAAUGAUCUAAAAGAGAAUCUUUUGGCUUCCCUUGUGUAUAAAGCAGACUGCAGCUGGUGACCUUGGUUGUCAGGAGGAUUUAAGCACCUUUCCCUUGAUACACUUUGGCCAUUUGGCAUUUGAGCUAGAUUAAACUAGAUUGAAGUUGAGUCGGUGUAAAUAGUUUCAUAUUUAAUGAUUAAAGAUUUUACAACACUGAAUUUCCCAGCCAAAUAGAAUUUUUAUUUUCCACCUUUUUUUUUUGUGUGUGUGGCUACUUUGUCUUCUAUUUCUGCCAUGGUUAUUUUUUGUUUUUAAUUCUUCAGAGGUGAUUCCUCAGGUUCUUGCACUGUGGCUGUUAAUUCUUCUAUAUUGUUUUCAUGCUCUGCUUUUGGCUUAUAUGUUUAAUUGUAGAAUGCACUUAGUACCUGGUUGCUAAAUUUAUUGCAGCUUGUGUUUAAUGCAGCUUGGUUAUGAGUUAGUUAAUGGGUGGCCUGGAGAAUGUUUCAACGUUGUUAGGUGACAUGCCUAGCCGAAGGGCUGAGCUUUUUAGCUUCUGAACAACUUGUUGAAAUCAUAAAAUGCAUUCUUUGGAUCACUUGGCUUAGAUUUUAUCCUAAUCUGGUUUUCCCAGAAGAGACCAGCUAUAGGAAAAGGCUAGAGAAACACACACUUUCAUUAGUGUUGCUUCCAAUUCUAGGCAGACUUUUUGACCCAUUAGAAUCAGCUCGUUAUCACCUGCAGGCUAAGUAAGUAAACUCAAAGGUUAAAAGUCAGGCAUCUACCUCAAUGUUAUCUCUGCUUCCAAUUUUUGUUCAGUCAUUGAGUCAGUGUUUGAGAGCUGAACUCUGUGCUAGGUGCUGUGGACUAAGUAUUAAUGAACUUCCUCUCCUGUCAUUGGAGUACCAUGUGUUUUUUGCUAAAUGAGUUGUUCUUUGUCCUGUGUCCUGGCCUUUUUUGUUUACAAACACAGAGACUCCUCUGGCCACCUUAGGACCAGGUGGUUUGUUGUCAGGGAACCAUGGGCCAGAAUGAGUGUGGUGGCCAGGCUGGGGGGGCCUCCUCUCUGUCUCACUCUCACAGCAGCUCUGUCCCUCUGUGGGUCUGCUCUGUUUUCCUUCUCCCUCCUGGCCCAUCCUCUGUUUAUCUCUUGUCUUGAUUCUGGAAACCACUUGAGUGGUUGCUGUUGCCCUUACUGGGCGGAGCCUUUCACCCCGCCUCUCUGGGGAGGAGGGGGAUUGCUGGUCAGCCUAUGAAUGGUCCUCCCUUGGGGUGGGUACCUCCUGCCCUCAUCAAGGGAGUGGCCACCUCUAUGCUUCCACCCCUACUGCUCUGAGUGCAGAAGUUAUAACCAAAAGGAGAGUUCUACUGUCUGCUGGUGUCUUAGGGUAGUGUUGGGGAUGGGGUAGGGGUGUUUGGUAAAUAUUUGCCAGUGGAUGCCAGAAUGGGAUGUAAACUGGCUGAUGGCCUGGUGAAUUGCUGGCUUUUUUUUUUUUUUUUUUUUU
Loxodonta africana (African savanna elephant) is the source of this 8593-nucleotide messenger RNA. It is a transcript of the gene SLC60A2, whose product is annotated as major facilitator superfamily domain containing 4B. The record is from RefSeq and is a predicted model, not a curated record. NCBI's taxonomy places the organism in Eukaryota, Metazoa, Chordata, Mammalia, Proboscidea, Elephantidae. Gene Ontology annotation, biological process: transmembrane transport.